AAAGUACUGAAUCCAUCUAUGAUCCCUGGGACACCUGCAGCGAUGCUCCCAGCCACGGAAGCAGCCAAGAUCUACCAGACCAACUAUGUCAGGAACUCUCGUGCCAUCGGGGUCCUGUGGGCCAUCUUCACCAUCCUCUUCGCCAUCGUCAACGUGGUAUGUUUCGUUCAGCCCUACUGGAUCGGGGAUGGCAUGGACACGCCACAGGCCGGCUACUUCGGCCUCUUUCACUACUGCAUAGGUAGUGGAAUUUCCCGGGACCUGACGUGCCAGGGGAGCUUCACAGAGUUUAGCUCCAUCCCGUCUAGCGCCUUCAAAGCUGCGUCCUUCUUCAUUGGGAUGUCCAUGGUGUUGGUCCUCUCCUGCAUUGGCUCCUUCGCCUUCUUCUUCUUCUGCAGUACAGCCACUGUGUAUAAGAUCUGUGGGUGGAUGCAGCUGGCAGCAGGUACGUGUCUGGUGUUGGGCUGUAUGAUAUAUCCUGAUGGCUGGGAUGCUGAUGAGGUGAAGAGGAUGUGCGGAGAAGGGACGGACAAAUACACCAUUGGAGCAUGCUCAGUGCGCUGGGCGUACAUCCUGGCCAUUAUGGGCAUCAUGGACGCCCUUAUUCUCUCUUUCCUGGCUUUUGUGCUGGGCAACAGGCAGGAUGGACUCAUGUCCGAGGAGCUGCUGGGAGACAAGAGUGGAAAUGCAUAGACGCCAGAUACACUCAGGUGUUUCUGUCUCGUUCAAGGAAAAUCAUUAUGUGAAAUCACAAUCCAGCUUUAUCCAUCAUCCUGAGGGCAGGAAGCCUGACUGAAGCAGUUAAAGGAUGCAAACAGGGUGAAUGGAGUUGGGAACUCGCUGCUUUUCUGUCCAUAUCCCUUCUUUUCACUUCACUCCCUGGAAUUGCUUCUCAACAAAUCCCUACCGUACUUUAAUUUACAGUGUUCUGUACUACUAACAUGAUAGGGCAGCUAAUGCACCGUUUAGAAGUAACUUGACUUGGAUUAAUAAUAAUAAUAAUAUUUAUUUAUUUUACAUUGUGUUCUCCUUUAAAGGCCUGCAUUACAAUAAUGUUAAUAUUUUGGGAUUUAUGAAUUACUGUAAAACACUGUUCUAUUUGACUGGAUUUUCCAAUAUAGAAGGAAACAUUUACAGGAUUAGAUUGUGGGAUGUACAUUCUGGCACAGAGCUGCACCACAGACAUUACUGGCUUGUUAUUAUUUCUGUCACUUCCAUCCCUGGACCAAAAAAAAAAAAAAAAAA
Molecule: messenger RNA, 1245 nt
Organism: Sinocyclocheilus anshuiensis
Lineage: Eukaryota; Metazoa; Chordata; Actinopteri; Cypriniformes; Cyprinidae
Gene: lhfpl3
Product: LHFPL tetraspan subfamily member 3
Exons: 4
Coding region: 19-693 (224 amino acids)
Biological process (GO): sensory perception of sound
Cellular component (GO): plasma membrane
Source: RefSeq, a predicted model, not a curated record